AUGAAAGUCGUCAGAUUCUUACAGACCUGGUCUGUCUGGGGAAGCUUGAUUGUCUUUGGACUGUGUUUCCAGUCCUGCAAUUCUGAAUCGCUCCCCAACCCUCUCACCCCAGGUAGUUUACAUCGACUGGACAAUUCGACAACGGAUGAUGAACGCAAUGCAUACAGCAACAAUGCGUUGAAGACAUUUAGUGUUCGUGAUCAAAAUCGGCAAGAGUGGGAAUCUGAAAAUCGAAUAUUUUUAACUGGCCUCAUGAAGGACGACUUUACCCUUGUGAAUACAGAGACAACUCUAUACACGGGCAACAACAAUCAAAACGACAAUUACGGGCACGCCAUUGGCUGGAACCGUGAUCCUAAGCUCAUUCGAUUCCGAUGUGGAUGUAGCAGGUUGAGAGUGAAAAUGAUAGAAACAGCGUGGCUUAAUAUCAUCAUGAUGUUGAAUCGCGUCACACCUUUCAUGCAGCGUCUUCGAGAAUUAAAUCAGAACUCUGAUCCGAUUCAAGCAUUGACCGCUCAAGAUAAAUCCAGGUUAAAUCUGUUCAGAACCUUGUAUGCCGCUGAGCCACAACGUGGUCAAGCCCUCGAUCGAGUCGAAAGAAUGAGGUCAAGUAUACUUAACGCCAUGGCCUCAGAUUGGUACGCAGUUAAUUUUUGGUGUGGCGAUAUGGAUUGGAUAUUGGAUGAAGAAUACGAGAUGAUUAAAGACAAACCAAAACGCUGCGCUACACACAGUGGGGUUAAGCAGGGAAGGCAUGCUGCAUACCGUGAAAAGCCUGAUGACCAAAUGAUGUGGAGAAAUAAACAUGACAACUGGGUCACGUACACGGCAAAACGGAGUAGUUAUUGCAAACGACCUGACAGAAGCACCCAGGGUGUUAUUGCUGAUCCGUUCGCAAUUGCAAAAGGGGAUCAUAUUAUUAUUUGUAAGCAUUCUUUUACGCAGCAGUGGUCGCAGCACAUCACGUCAUUGCGCGAGAGGACGCAGUAUGAUAUAAUGAGAAAUUCCCCCACCCGUGUUCUCUAUCGUGUGACAGAUUUAAUCCCGGAAGGAGAAAUUCUCAGUGUGCUCGCCAUGUCAGAGAGUAUACAUGGUGAAAGAUUGACUAUGGACGAUGCCAACAAGUUUGCCCAACUUCUUUUAGGCCUAUACUUGGAACAGUGCAACUGGAGUUCAACGAAGUUAACUUGCCGCAGCUUCGCAAAACAAGGGGGGAAAAAGUCUCAACCUUGA
Messenger RNA from Aspergillus caelatus, 1233 nucleotides. RefSeq lists its product as uncharacterized. The record is from RefSeq and is a predicted model, not a curated record. NCBI's taxonomy places the organism in Eukaryota, Fungi, Ascomycota, Eurotiomycetes, Eurotiales, Aspergillaceae. The transcript is spliced from 5 exons. Bases 1 to 1233 code for a protein of 410 amino acids.